UUUUAUCACUCAAGCCAUCGUCACUCUUCUGCCGCCUCCUAGCUUGCACACAUGCUCAAAUGCAGGUCCUCCCUCGCUCCUCCCUCUCUUUCUCUUGGUCUCUACCCGUCUCUCCCUCCUCGCGUUUUAAAGGAAGCUGAGCCCCUUCGUCUUCUAGACACCAAGCGGAUCUCCAUAUGCGCGUUUUCGUCUUCUUCGACAUUUCUCUCUUUGGCCUCUGCAACCCAAGCAAUGGAAUGACUCUCUCGUCCGCGCUCGUCGUCUUCACCUUCUUGAGCGCGGCUUAAGGCGACGCAAACGACGUUUAUCAGUUCGAAUUUUUUGUCUUUUUGGAUCGCUGUUUAUUUUUUAUUUUUUUAUUUUUUAUACUUCCUUCGAAAUUCCAGGUGAUGGAACUAACCAUCAAUGGUUCGGGUGUUAGUUGAGUCGGAAUAUUACAAAAUUGGUGAACCAUGCAUGCCAAAUGACAAGUUGUUAAACUCUUAGUUUUGGUUGUUUGGCACUAUUAUAGUGGUCGAUGGGGAGUGAUAAAUGCCAGGCUUGGUUCUCUUGGGCAGCAGCUGGCCGCUUUUUGGGAUUUUGAUGAGGAAUAGGAGAUCCAAAAACACUACAACUGUUUGUGAAGAUUAGGGCUUACGGCGUGAUGACAUUUGCUAAGGUGGGAGUUGAUUUUGUUUGAUGUCUUAGCAAGAAUGGAGCUGCAGUGAGCUGCAACUAAGGAGGUAGCGGAGGUUUCACUGGACGUAAUGGUUACAUAGGUUCUUGCAUGAACCAAUGAUGUCCAAUCAUAUAUCAUUUUCUCCUGUUUUAGUGUACAUAGUGGUGGAAUGUUAAAGGAUGCUGUCAAAUGUUUGUUGCAAUGGUGGUCAACAAAGGCAGAGGAUGGCCAAUGGCAGUGGUAAAGUGUAUAGUUGGACAAGAUGGCGGUCUUAUGAGGUGUUGAGAUUGCACGAGUCGCUUCUUUGGCUCCUUCGUUGCUGUUCGACUUCACUACUUCGUUGCUGUUCCCUUUAUGUCGGAUCGGACGUUACAACAUUUUGAUCAAAAGCAACGACGGGAGCUUGGUCGCUCUCUGUGAAGUGUUCAUAGUGGUGGAAUGUUGAAGGAUGCUGUCAAAUGUUUGAUGAGAUGGGAAGGUACAUGCAAUGGUUGUCAAUCAAGGCAGAAGAUGGCCAAUGGCAGUGGUAAAGUGUAUAGUUGGACAAGAUGAUGGGCUUAUAUAACUUUAUCAUGCCGUUCUUUUUUUCACGUUUCUUUGUCCACAAUAUGAGCAUGAUUGGAGCACCAGGGCUGCUUCUCCCUCCUAGUUCCUUGUAUCAACGACAUCCUUCUUUGUAUUCAUUUAUACCAUAUACAGAACAUUCACACUUAUUGCACAACAUUCAAAUUCCAUACUAUUACUCUAACUUGAAGUAUCCCUGCACAAAUUCCCAACUUUCUAAUGGGCAUUUACAGAAAUCUAUUGGGAAAUGCCAUGCUCAGCAUGAGGACAAUAAAUGUGAUACUAGUGAAUCGAGAUUUGUUCUUGAUGUACAAACUCUUAAGAGCUUCCCAGUUGAAAAAUUGGAUGGUGAAUUUGUGAUGCUACGGUUUGACUCGAUUACACUGCUUGAACUAUUGAACAUUCACAAUGCUUUUGGAAAUGGAACCCUGUCUACUAUUAGAUACCUUUACAAUGCUGGAGCUAAAGUAUUUCUUGUCAGCAAUUGGGGAAGAUCUGGUGACCCUACGGUUCUUUCUGUAGAGGCUGUUGCUGGUCAUUUAUCAUCCCUCCUCCAAUUAAAAGUUGUAGCGGCAAAAACUGUUCCUUGUUACAUGGAGAUAAAAUCAGAAAAGUUUCAGAAGGCUGAUAUACUUCUUUUUGAAAAUUUAACACUUUUUAGAGAAGAAAUUGCCAAUUGUCCCGUCUUUUCUGAAAAACUUGCAUCCGGAGCCAGCAUAUUUGUAAAUGAUGCUUUCUUUCUUUCUCAUAAGAUUCUUGCUUCAACAGUUGGCGUUGCACGUUUUUGUUAUGCUCGUCUUGCUGGUUUUCAUUUUGAAGAUCAGUUGCUUCAAUUGAAGCAGAUCAGAGAAAUAACAAUGCAACCUUAUCUGGCGAUUAUAGGAGGGGGCAAAUUUCUAGAAAAGGCAGCUGCUUUACUCCGUUUAGCUUCUGUCUGCGAUGGCCUGAUCUUUGUGGGCAUGCUAGCAUUCCAAGUUAUGCAUGCAUCAGGAAUUUCUGUGCCCUCAUGCUUUCUUGAGCAUGAUGCUUUUGGUGAAGCGGCAGACCUGAUUGAGCUUGUAAAUAGCAGAAAAAUACCCAUAUAUUUUCCAACCGACCUUUGGUGUGUUAAUGACAACAACUCUGAAUUGUUUGAAAUAUUUUCUUCCAAGCGACUUCUGCCUGGUUGGACACCUAUUGAUCUUGGGCCGAUGGCAUUGAAGGAGAUUAAUAAUUUUCUCUCGGUUUGCAAGAAGGUUCUUUGGAUUGGUCCUGUCAAGUUUGCUUCAUCAGCGAAUGGUGCAGUUGGAGCAUCGGGUUUGGGUCGUAUGCUUGAAAUAAUUUGUAAGAAUGGCUGUGACUUAACUGUUGUUGGGAAUGCAGCCUGCCAAACCGUUCUGGCAGCAAAGAUUUCUGUUUCACAAUGUAAAAUGUUUGAAAAUGCAUCCGUUGUGUGGGACUUUCUCAUGGGAAAGGCGCUUCCAGGUGUUGCAGCUUUAGACAGAGCCUAUCCAUAUGAAAUUGAUUGGGCUACUACUUAUGAAAAUCCAACUCAGCCUUUAGUUGUUGAUAUUGGGAGUGGAAACGGGUUAUUUCCAUUAAAGAUGGCUGAAAAAAGGAACGAUUUAAAUUUUCUUGGACUGGAAAUCAAUAAUAAGCUUGUCAUGCAUUGUCAUGAUGUCAUGCUUAACUGCAACAGAAAAAAUGUGCAUUUCAUAUCAACAAAUGCAACUUCCACAUUCCGCUCUAUUGUCUCAACUUAUCCUGGAGAAUUGUUUCUUGUUUCGAUACAGUGCCCAAAUCCUGAUUUCAACCGUGAAGGUCAUAGGUGGAGAAUGGUCCAAAGAGCACUCGUAGAGGCCAUCAUAGAUCUGCUAGCAGUAGAUGCAAAGGUUUUCCUACAGUCAGACAUUGAAGCUGUCACCAUUAGAAUGAAAGAACAGUUCAUAAAGUAUGGAAAAGGUAGGAUUGUUAAAGAUGAGGAUGAUGAAGAUAAGAUAGGGUUCCCAGAGAACCCUUUCGGGGUUCGCUCCGAUUGGGAACAACACGCUGUGGAUCGAGGAGAUUUUAUGUACAGAAUGAUGCUCAGGAAAGUCGGCAAUCCUUAAAGAGUUUGGUGGUAAAUUUUCCCCAAUAUAAAUAGUUGCAGUAGAAUUCAGAUAAAAUUAGGAACAUGUCUCCAUGGUCCAGGAAAUCUUUUGUACAGGGAAAGAUGCUGAGAAAAGCUUCUGUCAAUCCUUAA
Dendrobium catenatum is the source of this 3443-nucleotide messenger RNA. RefSeq names its product phosphoglycerate kinase. NCBI's taxonomy places the organism in Eukaryota, Viridiplantae, Streptophyta, Magnoliopsida, Asparagales, Orchidaceae. The record is from RefSeq and is a predicted model, not a curated record. Bases 1207 to 3309 code for a protein of 700 amino acids. Gene Ontology annotation, molecular function: ADP binding; ATP binding; phosphoglycerate kinase activity. Gene Ontology annotation, cellular component: cytosol. Gene Ontology annotation, biological process: tRNA modification; glycolytic process; gluconeogenesis. The transcript has 17 exons.